Molecule: messenger RNA, 2182 nt
Organism: Coffea eugenioides
Lineage: Eukaryota; Viridiplantae; Streptophyta; Magnoliopsida; Gentianales; Rubiaceae
Product: la-related protein 6B
Exons: 11
Coding region: 271-1911 (546 amino acids)
Biological process (GO): RNA processing
Cellular component (GO): nucleus
Molecular function (GO): mRNA binding
Source: RefSeq, a predicted model, not a curated record
AGAGCGACAAUUCCUCUCCGCUCUCAGGUCUCCGCUUUCUGGCCCUCCCAACUCCUAACACUUUGUAUCCGUCGGUCUCCGUCCUCCCUCGGCCGCCUGCCUCCCCGACUAGCUGCCCUGCCCGGAGGACACCUCCCUUCUUCUUCAUCUUCUUCUUCCCAUUGCCACCGGAGGAAAAAAGGCACGCAAUUUUCAUUGCAAUCUAUAUCUCAAUCAGCAGCAAUACUGAGAUCAUUUCAGAACCAGGAAAAAUAAGAACAGAGUAAUUGUAUGAUGGACGCUUCGGCAGCUGCUUCGACAUCGUCGUCAUCAUCAGCUGGAGCUGAUUAUCUUCCCGAAACCCUAAGCCGGUCCUAUUCAUCCUCUCUCCUCGAUCACGACCGUCCACUCCAUCGCUUCAAAUCUUCUUCCUUAUCCUCAUCUCCCUCCGAUCCAUGCCUCUAUAAAUCCGCCUCCUUGAGUAAGCUCAACGCCCGCGCUCCCGAAUUCGUUCCUCGCAUCUCGAUUUCGUCCGCCGCUGCGUCUCCUUCGUCUUCGCCGUCUCUCUUGUCGCCCUCUGUAUCUUCCCCCUCCUUGUCUUCCUUGUCGUCUUCCUGCGGGAACUUGCUGUCCUUGGUUCAGUCUGAGCAGCAGAGCGAUCUCGCCGCUACUUUCGUCGUUCCCCGCCCUCCUGGAGUUCCCUCCUUGGUACAUGUGUUUAAUUCCAAUGGGGCUUCGUCUUCGGCCUCCUCCAGAGCUGUCUUUCAGCUGACGUCGUCCUCGCUCGACACCAAUUUGGCCUCCGCCUUGGGGUACCCUUCGCAGCUCCAAUUGUACGGUGUUGCUGCUCCUGGACUUGGAGGCUUUCUCAAUCAACAGCAGGACCUUUCUGUCCUGGCCCACUCUAGUUCCGAUGCUUUUGAUCCCUCCAAAAUUGGCCUAUCUGAAGAGAUUGCUCUCAAAAUUAUCAAUCAGGUGGAGUUUUAUUUCAGUGAUAUAAAUCUGGCCACUACUGGUUUUUUGUAUAAAAUUAUGGUUAAAGAUCCUGAAGGAUUUGUACCAAUAUCUGUCAUUGCAUCGAUAAAGAAGAUCAAAACUCUCACUAAAAGUCAAUCUCAGCUUGCCAGUGUCCUUAAGGGCUCAUCAAAGCUUGUUGUUAGUGAGGAUGGAAAAAAGGUCAGACGCCUGCAUCCGCUGACUGAAUUAGACAUGGAAGAUGUGCAAUCCAGGAUAAUCAUUGCUGAAAAUCUGCCGGAGGACCACUGUCACCAGAAUUUGCUGAAGAUUUUCUCAGCAGUGGGAAGUGUAAAGUCCAUUCGAAGUUGUCAGCCUAGUGGACCAACAGUAACAUCUACAUCUAGAGCUGCGAAAGGAGAUCCUGUGAACUUCAGUAACAAGUUGCAUGCAUUUGUGGAAUAUGAAUCAGUAGAACUUGCUGAGAAAGCGGUUUUGGAGCUAAAUGAGGGUAACUGGAGGAAUGGUCUCAAAGUGCGGUUACUGCUUAAACGCUCACCCAAAGCUGCUCAGGCACGUGAUAAAAAAGCUGGUCACGAGGGCGAGUACAGCUUCAAGGACGAAGAUGGAUUUGGACCAGAGCACAUACAGCAACAUGAGAAAUGUUUGGAUGAUUUUGUGCAACCACCAAAUGAGCCUAUGUGGGAGGAACAUGGCAACAACAAGGAAGGUGGACUGAGAAAAAGCAGAAGUCGUGAGUUUCGCGAAGUUAAUGAAAAUCGUGGUUGGGGAAAGGGACGUGGACGCCCUGCAUAUAAUUCCAACAAUCGUGGAAAUCAUCCAGGGGUAACUUCAAAUGUUCCCUUGAAUAUUGAGCAGCCAACUGCGGCUAAGCAGCCUCCAGUGCCACGGAUGCCAGAUGGAACAAAGGGGUUCUCCAUGGGUCGUGGAAAGCCAGUUGCUGUCAGAAUCGCUUGAGACUCCUACUCUUGUAAGGAAGUUGAGUUGACACAAGGUCAGUCUGGGAGUUAUAGUUCAUCUCUUUUUCGGCAGCAUUCGUAGGAAGAAAGGAGCAGAUGCGGUUUUCUUGGUCGCUGCCUUUUUCUUUCUUUCUUUCUUUUUUUUUCCCCUUUUUCUUUCUCCUCGAGGAUAAUUCAGUGUAAAAAUGAAAACAAAAAAAAAAACCUUGGGGAUUACCCUAUACCCUAAAAGCAGAAAGGUGAAUAGAUAAGUAUUCUGUAGUUUAAUA